UGCCACUGGCUUUGAUAUUUGCAUGGGAAUUGGUUUAGCUUUUCAUGGUACGAACUGGGAGUCUCAUUUGGGAUUUGAAUUCUUGUUCGGGUUCGGUUUUUGCUGAAACAAUGAAAUGCUUCUGGGGUUCGAUUUCUACAAACCCUCUGUUUUCAAGCAUUGUCACUCUCUACGCUCUGAUCCUCCUUUACUUCCCGCACCAUUUCUUGAGCAUUGUUUUCUCGCCGGUGCUGAUCAUAACCGGAAUAAUCUUGAUCACUCUUCUUCGACUUGGUGCAAGUCAGAAUUUUGAAGAUGAUGGUCUCAAAGAAAAGAAAAGGCCUUCUGAUUUGGAAAUCACAACAGAGAAUGAUGAACCAAAUGAUAGUCUUGAAGUCGUUCAUGAACCUGAACAAAGUGCAAAAGUUGUACAAGAAGAAGAUCACAGCUUUGUCACGUAUCGAUUUGAAACAGAGGAAAGGGAGAUUGGUUUUGAUCAGCACUCCUGUUUUGAUGACUACUUCGUUGAGUGGAAUGUGAAGGCGCCAUUAGAGGUCAUCUAUGAAGAAUAUGAAGGUGAAGAAGAUGAGGUGGAUCCAGAUGAGAAGGAACAGCGUGAAGAACACGAAAACCAAGUCCUGAGUCUCGGAAGCCAACCUUCGUUGUCUUUGUAUUACCCGGAGUCGGAUUCAGAUACUUCCUCCGACGGUGACUUUUCGAUGAGCGGAGCUUGGGACUCACCGGAAAACAUGUGCUACAAGUGGGAAGAGGAUGACAGAGAAGGGCUGAUUGAGAUUGCUUUGGAUGGUAAUAAGAGGUCAGGUUUAAGAAUCCAAGUUGAGGAAGAGAACUUGAUAGAGAUUGAUAUAUCUCCGACGAGAAGCAAUGAGUUUGGCGGCGAGAAGUGGAUGUUUCCCGGUGAGGUUAGAUUCAGUUAAUGUGGGAUUAAUUAAUGGAUUGAUCCAUAAUGGUUUUGGGAUUUUGAAGAAU
Molecule: messenger RNA, 969 nt
Organism: Argentina anserina (silverweed cinquefoil)
Lineage: Eukaryota; Viridiplantae; Streptophyta; Magnoliopsida; Rosales; Rosaceae
Exons: 1
Coding region: 45-917 (290 amino acids)
Source: RefSeq, a predicted model, not a curated record